AUGGCCAAGGAAGCGAAGAAGACAAAGAAGCAAGAAAUUGCCGCUGUGGAAGGCAGCAACGCCACCACGUCGUCCGAGUCCACGAAGGCUGUGAAGGGCAAGAAGGCCGACAAGAAGCGGUCGUGGUUCUCCUUCGGAACGAAGAAGGACUCCAGCAGCUCGGAAGACGAAAACCCCAAGGAGGCCAUGGUGCAGAAGCCGGUUGCCGCCCAAGGCUCAGACGGGUCUGAUUCCGAAUCGGACACUGAGUUCGUCGUCUUGCCCAAGGGGAAGUCGGCGAAAUCAGCCGCAAAGAAAAGCAACGCUAGCGCUGGUGCCGACCAAAAGAAGGGCAAAGAUGUGGAAAAGUCAACCGACGCUAGUGGUGCUAAGAAGGCGUCCGCCAAGAAAGCUGCACCGAAGAAGGACGUGAUCGUGGAAGAGAAGCCGGUCGACAGUUCGGAGGACGACAGUGAUGACACCGAUUCAAGCGAAGAAAUCGUGCCUGCCAAGGUUGCGCCUAAGGCUGAGAAGCCCAGCCCAGCCAAGCAGGACGACUCCGACGAGGAUGACAGCGAUGACGAGGACAGUGACGACAGCGACUCUGAGGAUGAAGAGUCCGAAGAAUCGUCGGAGGAAGACGAAAAGAGCGCCAAAGUCGACCAAAAGGCCCUGAAAAAGGCCGAGGAAGACUCGGAGGAUUCCGAUGACUCCGAUGAAUCGUCAGAUGAAGAAGCAUUGCCUGCGAAGACAUCCCCUAAGAUGGAGAAGAAACAGGAACAGAAGCCGGCCGGUGACGACAGUGAUGACGACAGCGACGAUGACAGCGAUGACGAGGAUGACGACAGUGACGAUGAGGACAGUGAUGACGAUGACAGCGACGAUUCUGAGGACGUAGUGAUGGCCCCUGCCAAAACUACGGGCGGAAAAGAGAAGAAGGCCAAGGAAGAGCAGAGCAACAAGAUGGACGUCGACGGCGAAAGCGACGACAGCGAUGAAGACGAGGAUUCUUCGGAUGAGGACAGUGAUGACGAAGACGAGGACGAUGAGGAUUCCGAAGAGUCUUCAGAGGAGGAGGAAGAAGAAGAGAAGAAGAAAGCUGAAGCUGAAGAAAAUGAAGACGGAGCAGAUGGCGACGACGAGGAGGAGAGCGACGACUCUUCUGACGACGAAAUGGUCAAGCCAACCCCCCCUCCCGCUGCCAAGGCGCAGAAAGAGUCGAAGAAGCCCGCCAAAAAUGCCGAGAAAGAAAGUGACUCAGCCGCCGGCAAGGCCAAGGGUGGAAGAAACGAGAUUUACUGCGGUGGCCUGCCCUUCCAGAUUACUGAGGAGGAGGUCAAGGAGCUCUUCGAGUCUGACUGCGGCCCCAUCGUCCGCAUCAACAUCUUGCAACGCAAGGGAAUUGCCUUCAUCACGUUUGCCAGCGAUGAAGCCGCCCAGAAGGCCGUCGAGUACAACGACACCACCUACCAGGGAAGGACUCUGAAAAUCAACAUCACGGCAGACCGUCCCAAGCCUGCACGCCAGCCGGGCUUCGGCGAGCAGGAUGACGUCCCCCAAAGCGGAACGGAAGUCUGCAUCCGCAACCUCAGCUACAACUCAACUGAGGAGGGCCUGCGGGAGCUGUUCUCUGAGUGCGGUGAGGUGGUGCGCUGCGUCAUCCCCAAGUUCGAGGACACCGGCAAGAGCAUGGGACGCUGCUUCAUUGGGUUUGCCAGCGAGGAGGCUGCGGCUAAAGCCGUAGAGUACGACAACACUGAGAUCGACGGCAGGACUGUCAGCAUCCAGUACGCCCGCCCGAGGGCCCCCAGAGGAGACUUCCGCGGUGGUCGCGGCGGCUUUGGAGGAGGCCGUGGCCGUGGGAACAUGGGAGGCCGCGGAGGGAACCGUGGCGGUCGUGGAGGAUUUGGUGGGAACCGUGGCCGUGGCGGCUUCGGCGGCAGGGGUGGAUUCGGAGGCAACCGCGGUCGCGGAGGCUUCGGCGGUGGCUCUGGAGAUUUCAAGCGCAGGAACGAUGGCGGCAGCAUCGAGAUCGACCCUAAGAAACCCAAGUCGAUUGUCUUCAACGACUCGGAUUAA
Babesia bigemina is the source of this 2058-nucleotide messenger RNA. Its product is annotated as RNA recognition motif domain containing protein, putative. The transcript is spliced from 3 exons. Lineage: Eukaryota; Apicomplexa; Aconoidasida; Piroplasmida; Babesiidae. The record is from RefSeq and is a predicted model, not a curated record. Bases 1 to 2058 code for a protein of 685 amino acids. Gene Ontology annotation, molecular function: mRNA binding. Gene Ontology annotation, cellular component: cytoplasm; nucleus.